Messenger RNA from Lynx canadensis (Canada lynx), 5013 nucleotides. It is a transcript of the gene UBALD1, whose product is annotated as UBA like domain containing 1. The transcript has 3 exons. Gene Ontology annotation, molecular function: protein binding. Lineage: Eukaryota; Metazoa; Chordata; Mammalia; Carnivora; Felidae. Bases 137 to 673 code for a protein of 178 amino acids. The record is from RefSeq and is a predicted model, not a curated record.
CCGAGCCAGGCGAGGCUCGGUGAGUCACAGCCGCACAGUAAAUAUUUGUAUUAGCCGGAGCCGGCUCGCUAAUGGUGGACGCGUGAGGCGGAGGAGAGCGGCGGCGGGAGGCAGCGGGCAGCACGGCGGCGGCGCCAUGUCCGUGAACAUGGACGAGCUCAAGCACCAGGUCAUGAUCAACCAGUUCGUGCUGACGGCGGGCUGCGCGGCCGACCAGGCGAAGCAGCUGCUGCAGGCGGCCCACUGGCAGUUCGAGACGGCCCUCAGCGCCUUUUUCCAGGAGACCAACAUCCCCUAUAGCCACCACCACCACCAGAUGAUGUGCACUCCUGCCAACACCCCCGCCACGCCCCCCAACUUCCCCGAUGCCCUCACCAUGUUCUCCCGUCUCAAGGCUUCCGAGAGUUUCCACGGUGGCGGCAGUGGCAGCCCAAUGGCCGCCACGGCCACGUCCCCCCCGCCGCACUUCCCCCACGCCGCCACCGGCAGCUUCGCGGCACCCAGCUGGCCGACCGCGGCCUCGCCCCCAGGGGGGCCACAGCACCACCAGCCACAGCAGCCGCCCCUGUGGACUCCGGCACCCCCUUCCCCAGCGUCAGACUGGCCGCCCUUGGCCCCCCAACAGGCCGCCUCAGAACCGAGGGCCCACCCCGCCAUGGAGGCCGAGAGAUAAGGGAGGCCCCUCCCCCCUCCCGGAGGCCAGGACCCUGUGGGGCGGGGGAGAGGAUGUCUCCGCGGGCCCCCUUCACCCUCCUCUGUCUGCACCCCCGUUCCCCGGAGCCCUGGAGGGGAGAGACCGGACCCUGGUGCCAGCACACAGGCCGCCCGCGCGCGAACACGGAGGCGCAGGCCCGCGGCACCCAGCUUGCAUGGAUGUGGUUCAGAGUCGUCUUGGUGCUGGUGGACGGAACUUCAGAGAACAAGCGGCCUUCCCCAGAGGACUCGCUCGCCCUGCCCCACCCCAGGGGGCUGCGGAGAAUCGCCACAGCAGCGGAGACUUGGCUGGCUCCUGCCUUGGAGCUCCUUGGGGGCCAGCAGGCCUAGAUCCCCACCCUCGGGAAUGCAGAGCCUUCUCCGCAUGUGUGUGUGUAGCUGUGUAUGUAUUUAUAUGUAUGUCGCUCCUCAAGACGCAACCUAGUUUACGGGGCAGCUGGACUUUGCAUGUUAGAGUGAGCCCCCAAACCCCUUGCCCGCCACCCCUCUCCCCAGGGCCCCGCCCCUCUCUCCCACCCCCUUUUCAGCCAGCCUUGCUGUUCCCUGCAGAGAAAAGAAUUGUGGGAAACUCCAGGACUCUUCCCACCCAUUCCCCAGCGCUUGCCUGCUGGGGCUGCCUGCAUGCCUCCCCCAGAGCCCGGGGGUACCUCACACCCUUUCCCUUCCCCCUUUUAACAAAAGAGAAGAAAAGAGUUCAAACUACCACCAGGCUUUGUGGUCUUGCCUCGUAUCCUAAGCUUUGCUGCCAGCUGGCUCCAUGUGGAGAGGCAGGGCACUGACAGAGCCCAGACCCCCCCCCCCCCCCCCCCCCCCAGUCCUGCCUGGCUCCACACUGCUGCUGUCUCUUGCUGUCUUUUCAACCAUAACGUGGCUCUGGAAUCUUCCUGCCCAUCCAAGGUUCUUCCCAGGAAGUUCAUUUCUGGCCAGUGUUCCCAGAAUCCCAGCCCUCCUGCCCAUCCUUCCCCUGUCCGGCUGGACUGAUCCUGACCUCCAGGGCUAACAACUCCUUCCAGUCUGCUUGGGUUUCACAUAAGGACCUUUUUUUUGUGUGUCUUUAGGGCCCCAAGGGCUGGCUGCAGGCUGCAGGCUGGACACUCCAAGCCCAACCUCCAGCAAACAUGCCUGGUAGGGCAGGGCCCUCCCCUGGGGAGCCGCAGACCACAGCGCCCGUGGUCAGAUAGCAGGCUUCUGCGCAGAGCCAGUGGGGGCUCGUGACAGGAACAGGACAAGCCCAGGGCAGAGUCCAACCUGCAACUCAGACCUUUUGUCACUAAGGAGACCGGCAAACCAGGGAGAGCAGAUGGGAUCCCGGGCUGCUCCUGAGCUGGGCUGGGACAGACACCUGCUCUCACCCCAAGGGAGAAGCCAGGGAUGCCCCACUCUGUCCCCUCCCCCUCGCCCCACAGCUGCCCACGCUGGGGGAUACGGUUCCCAGGGCAGCCUCAGCCUCGCACCCCUUGUGAGGGACUGGGCUUUGGGGAAGGAGGGAGGCCACGGUCUCUGCCCAAUCCUCAGUAGAGGCAGAUCUCACUCCCUAACCUAGGAUGGCCCACCUGGCGCCCAGCCCCUCAGGUGCCCCCUUCUGCGGAUGAUGACUGGGUUGGAGAGUGUCUUCGGUUGCAGAAGGUCUCCUGUUUGAUGUCUCUGCACUCCUCACCGCAGUCCUGCCCUUGCGCCCAGGGAUGAGGAUGCUCCUGUGCUGGUGUCGCCACUGCUGCUCCCUGGCCUCCCCAGCUUUGUCUCCACCCUGCUGGACCCUGGACAGGCUCCUGGUUGACUGUACCCUCUGGGUGUCACUGAAGACUGACCACUGGGCCCCCGCCCAAGCUGCUGCUUAGGUCUCGGAGUUGUGUCCUCAUCUUGAAACCCACCCUUCUAAGGGCCUUCCUCUUGAAGUCCAGAGGCGGGGGCACAGCUGUUUCUGGGGUGCGUGUGGGGAGGGUAGGGAGGGGCGGGAUGGAUAAGAGCGAGGACAUCUUGGGCCCUCCUGAAUCUUCGCUACCACUGCUGCUCCGUUCUUUUUGAUGAGGGAAAAUUCUCAGAUAACUGCCACACCCCCCUCAAGUGGUGGGAGAAAUGCAGAGACAAGUAUGUGUUUGUGGGUUACCUGCUGCGGAGGGGUGAGUGCGCCUGGGCUGCCCCAGGGAAUGAUGACUGUGUCAGAGGCACCAGAGAGCCAGGGCUCCAUCUAGAAUUCGCACUCCUGGAGACUUAGGAGGCUCUACCCUGGGCGGCUACGCAGUCUGGUCCCCAGACCAGCAGCACCACCUGGGAGAUUGUUAGAGGUGCAGGACCUCGAGCUCCACGUUGAGAAAUGUUCCUCCACGACAUCUCUACUCAGUGCUGAUCUAUUGGAGGUGAGGUGCAUUUUUCUGUUCCUGGGGGACUGCCAUGGGCUGUGCCUGGAGGUCGCAGGUGGUCACCUCAGGCCAGAAAGGACUGGGAGUUCCUGUAGGCCGUGGCUUUCCAACCUGGGCACCGUGGACAUUUGGGGCUGGCUCACUGUCUGCUGGGGGUGUCUUGUGCCCUGUGGGAUAUUGACCAGCAUUUUGGCCUCUACCCGCUAGACGCCAGCAGCAUCUCCCAGUUGUGACAACCAAAAACGUCUGUAGACAUGGCAGAAUGUCUCCUAGACCUGUGGUUCCCAUGGUUGGCUGCACAGUAGAGCCUCCUGGGAGCUCCGUAAAAAGACAAACCAUAGACUCCCAGACCCCACGGCAUCAGAGUCUCGGGGGGGAAGGCUCGACGGUAUAAUUUUAAACAUUCCCCAGGCUAUUGGUUGAUCGGCUUGGGAAUAAAAAUUACUUAAUCGUACAUGUUGAAAGGGUGAACUUAACAGAGCGUCACAGCUGUUACUAAAACAGCUCUCAGGUGAUUGGGAUGCGGAGCCUCAGCGCGCCCCCCCUCACAGCAACUGGGAGCCACCAGCCUUGUGACCCCCAAGUUUGUGGGGCGUGAAGGUCCCCUGGGUGCUUGAGACAACUGUUCUGGAGGAGAGCCCAGGAGUUUGAUUCUCCCUAAGUGCCUCAGCCAAGGUGGGUACCUGGACAGGAGGGGGCAGAGAGCAGGGUUGGAGCUAGGGCCGGGGGCUCUAGUACUUUCCAGCAAUGCAGAGGCCCUGCCAGGUGUGCCAGGAUCCCCUGGUCUGAACAUCCCCCCGGGCAAGGGAAAGGCUGUAAAAGUGGGCCAAACUCAAAGGGAAGCCAGAGGUGGGAACAGAGAACCUGGAACCUUCUUCAACUUUCCCAAGCCUGGAAGCUCAGAAGCAAAGUCGAACGAGUCCGUAACCGUCUGUUAACAUGUUCAAAGUGUAAGUUGGCUGAAAAGCAAAGGUACUGGGUGCAUGAGUGGAAGGGAACAGACACGGCCAUCCUUGGCUGUCCACCUUGGCACCUCCUUGGACCUGGCCUUGUCACCUAAAAGCCCAGCGUCUUCUGGGCAUGGUCACCCCCUACCUGCCUGCCAGACUUGAGCUCAAAUGACUGUUUCCAAAGUUCUGCUCUAAAAAACCCUGUCUGCAUCCUUGAAGUUGCUUGAAAGGACAAUUUGAGCUCCGAGUAUCUCAUUCCUGAAGAGUGGACGUGGCAGCACGUGGGAUGGUCUAGCCUCCCCAGGUGAUGAGCAGUGGGUGCAUCUUUCCGGUCUGCCGUUAAAGCGCCUGGGCAUGCUAAUUUGGGGCUUUGCAAACCCAUAGUCCCCUGACAUGUGCAGCUUGGCUCAAACGAUGCUCCAUCUCUCUCAGGAUGGCCUGCCGACAUUUAAUCACUGGAGUCUGCACAAAAAGUCUCACUUCUGGCCGAUCUUGGAAAUAAACAGCUGGCCCGGGUUCCCGCGAGGUCACAACGGGCUGAAGCUGACCAUCAGAGGGGGGACCCAGCCAGCCUGCCUGUCGUCAGUCAGCCCCCUCCACUGGCCACAGACGUGUGUCCAGUUCCUGUCUCCAAAUCGGGAUCUGGAGGGGAUCUUGUUUUUCACCAGGAAGAGCUUCAGAAGUAAAAGCCCUGCUCCGCGGGGACGGAGGGGGGCACCUGGUAGAUGGAGACGCUAAAACGCUUUCUGUGGGCAGGCAGGGCUCCUCCUUGAGACAGCUGAAAAAAGGGGCUUGUUCUUCGGAUUCUCUCGGAUGAAAGGGAUGUUCCCGGGGUCUUCCCGGGGUUCUCUAAGAACACGUUGUGGCCGGCCGCAGGAAAGCAUGCUGUCCCCAAGGCCGGCCCCCGAGCCCGGCAGUGGGCAGGGCUGCCACGGCCCUGGAGGUCUCUGAGGGGGCGUUUACAUCAGGACUCCUCUGAGGACAGAUGA